UGAUAUAUGGAUAUAUUGACAAAUUUAUUAAUCUUUUCACAGAAAAGGACCAUAGAAACCCAAAAUCAAUGGAUGAGAAAAAUUUCACCAAAGUGAAAGAGUUUAUACUUUUAGGGUUUACAUCAGACCUGUGGUUACAGAAAGUACUCUUUGUCAUUUUCUUCAUCAUAUAUGUCGCUAGUCUUUCAGGGAACAUCACCCUGAUUUCUCUGAUCUGUGCUGAUUCUCGGCUCCACACGGCCAUGUAUUUCUUCAUUGGGAACCUGUCUUUUCUGGAUCUCUGGUAUUCCUCUGUCUACACCCCAAAGAUCCUGGUGACCUGCAUCUCAGAAGACAAAAGCAUCUCCUUUGUUGGCUGCCUAGCUCAGUUCUUCUUCUCUGCUGGGUUGGCAUACAGCGAGUGUUACCUGUUGGCCGCCAUGGCUUAUGACCGCUAUGUGGCCAUCACCAACCCUCUGCUUUAUUCACAGGUGAUGUCCUCAAGGAUAUGUGCAAGUCUUGUUGCAGCUUCAUACCUUAGUGGCUUUCUUAACUCAAUCAUCAUUACCAGUGAGACAUUUACCCUCAGCUUCUGUGGGAGCAAUGUUAUUGAUGAUUACUUCUGUGAUCUGCCCCCCCUUGUCAAGCUGGCCUGUGAUGUGAAGGAGAGUUACCAGGCUGUGCUCUAUUUCAUACUGGCCUCCAAUGUCAUUGUUCCUGCUGUGCUCAUCCUUGCCUCCUACCUCUUUAUCAUUGCUGCCAUCUUGAAGAUCCGCUCCACCCAAGGCCGCCUCAAGGCUGUCUCUACCUGUGGCUCUCACCUGACAGCUGUCACCUUGUACUAUGGCUCUAUUCUCUUCAUUUACUCCCGUCCAAGUACGAGCUACGCCCUGGAAAGGGAUAAAGUGGUGUCGGUGUUCUAUACUGUGGUGAUACCAUUGUUGAAUCCUUUGAUCUAUAGCUUAAGAAAUAAAGAUGUUAAAGAUGCUCUGAAGAAAAUGUUAGAUAGGGCACCAAUUUUUAAAUGAAAAUACUUGGGAAACAUGACUGUAUCUUUUUUCUAAGUCAUCUCCACAUCAUUGUUAUUAGCCUAGACUCUCAGAAAUAACAAAAAUAAAAAAAAAUUACUGGAUAAUGUGGAAACACUUGACUGCAAUUGUCUUUUUAAGUUGGCACUAAUGUAUUUGAGUAGGUGUGUAAAAUAAAUAAGGUUGGUAUAUUUGAAAUAACUGUUAUGCCUGCUACCUGGGACUAGUCUAAAAUUCCUGAGAUUCUGAGAAGGGUGAAGAAGAGUUUUUGUUUUGUUUUGUUUUGUUUCAUUUUGUUUGUCAUGAUAAAAAGGUUUUUUUUGGCAACAGAUACAGGGAAGAUCAAAUAUCUCAGAGUCAGAAUGAGCUUUCAGUGAAAGAACAUUUCCUCAACAAUUAUAAAAAUCAAGGGUAAAAGAGGAACAGUUGUAUGAAGACCAAAAAUGGAGAUGUAGAUAGAAAUAGGUAGGUAGAGAGAUAGAGAGACAGAUUUCAAAAAGCUUUUACACCCAUGAGAAGAUUCAUUGUGAAAAUCUCUGCUAAGUGAAGAAAUGAAUAGCCUUUAAGGUUCUAUGAAUGUUUGUGUUUCUUUGCUUGUUCACCUUUAUGCAUGAAUUCAUUACAACUUAGAGAAUAUUUCAUUAUGGU
Messenger RNA from Lutra lutra (Eurasian river otter), 1655 nucleotides. RefSeq names its product olfactory receptor 1013-like. The record is from RefSeq and is a predicted model, not a curated record. The transcript has a single exon. Gene Ontology annotation, molecular function: olfactory receptor activity; odorant binding; G protein-coupled receptor activity. Gene Ontology annotation, biological process: sensory perception of smell; G protein-coupled receptor signaling pathway. NCBI's taxonomy places the organism in Eukaryota, Metazoa, Chordata, Mammalia, Carnivora, Mustelidae. Gene Ontology annotation, cellular component: membrane. The coding region runs from base 69 to 1007 and encodes 312 amino acids.